CCUAUAUAAUGUAACGUGCACUACAACACAAGCGCUAAAUCUUUGUGUUUUCUCUCACUCACUUAUUGUGCAAACAUGCCAAGACUAUUCUCUAAACAGCUACACCUUUGUUUCUUCAAGCUCAAAUACCCUACAAUUCUCUCCCAACCUCACCCACAACACACUUCCACUCCAUCACCACCUUGCCCUUUCCAUUUCAACACCACCUUCAGCCACCACCACGAAGAAGAAGAAGAAGAAGACUAUUUCUACGACACCACGGAGCUUCCACCACCUGACUUUUCUUCCGUCUUCGCCUCCCAACGGUUCUUCUUCUCCUCCCCAGGCAGCUCCAAUUCCAUCACAGAGUCUCCCUCCAACGACACUCUACCCUGUAAUAACUCGUUGAUACCAAGAGGAGGUAGUGUGAAGAGGGUGCCAAAAUAUUCUGUAAACCCUUACGUUGAUUUCCUCCGUUCUAUGCAGGAAAUGAUUCAAUCUCAACAACAAGUGGUGGAUGUUACUAACGAUUGGGAUUAUCUUCAUGAACUUCUCUUAUGCUAUCUUGCUCUUAAUCCUACACAUACUCACAAGUAUAUUGUUCAAGCUUUCACUCACCUUCUUGUUGAUAUUUUAUCUUCCUCCUCCUCUUUAUCAUUCUCCUCCUCUUCAUCUCCGCCAUCACCUCCGAAGCUCAAUAACCAACGCCACAUCGCCACAGUAGUUUCUCCAGGAGGUUGGUGUAAAAAUAUUAAAUGCCAAGGUUUUAAAUAAUGAUCGCGAUUGUAAGUAAUAGUUAUUGUGGCAUCACUAUCACAAUACUAAACCAUGUUAAGAGUUAUCUACAAGGAUUUUACUUAAGACCUCCGUCGAACAGAUACUUUGGAUUGAAGGCGUGUCCCGGUGUCGGACAUGACAUGAUACCGACAUUUAUAAUUACAUUGAAUUAUGUUAUUUUCUCAAAAGUAUAUCAGUGUCAGGUUCGUGUAUUGUCCGUGCUUCAGAGGAUAAGACUAAUGUUAUAUAUAUAUAUAUAUAAUGUUUAGUUGUUUUUCUUCAAAAAAAAAUAAUGUUUAGUUGUUUCUUUUUUUUUUUAAUAAAAUUUCUUAUGGCAAAAAAAAAAAAAAUGUUGACAGGUUGUGUGAUUGGUUAAUCCACAUUAAGGGGCGGUUUUUUUUUUUUAGGUAUUGAAAUUGCCUUGGGUUUCGACUAUGGGAACAAGGUUAGUAUUUUGAUGACAAAAAAAGACAGUAAGCAAAACCAAUGGGGGUGUGUUGGUGGGGGUUGGAGAAGGACAUUUUGGUGUUUCAAUGUUGUUUUGUUUUUUUUAUAAUUGCAGAGUUUAAAUAGUUUUGUUUGUUUUCAGUUAUCAUAGUACUAAUCUCUAGGUUUUUUUUAUCUUUUUGUGAAAGAAAAUAAAAAGUAUGCUGUAAUUUCUUGGAAUUUAUUGUUUGAUGUUGUUGGUAGA
Molecule: messenger RNA, 1447 nt
Organism: Medicago truncatula (barrel medic)
Lineage: Eukaryota; Viridiplantae; Streptophyta; Magnoliopsida; Fabales; Fabaceae
Product: transcription repressor OFP12
Exons: 1
Coding region: 76-753 (225 amino acids)
Biological process (GO): negative regulation of DNA-templated transcription
Source: RefSeq, a predicted model, not a curated record